AUGGCUGCAGUCCCAUUCCUCCCUACCUGGAGAGGUGCCCCAGUGCCCCAGGCCCAUCACAGGAGAGGUUCAGCAUGGAUACUCUGCUUGACUGUGGUACAGACCUCCAUGAGCCGGUCCCAGGUUGCCCUGCUGGGCCUGGGUCUGGGCCUGCUGUUCAUGCUGCUGCUAUAUGUGGGGCUGCCAGGACUCCCUGAGCAGACCUCCUGGCUCUGGGGAGACUCCAAUGUCACGAUCCUGGCUGGCCUCACCCCUGGCAGCUCCCCCAUUUUUUACCGUGAGGUGCUCCCAUCCCACCAGGCCCACAGGGUGGAUGUGGUGCUGCUCCAUGGAAAGGCCUUUAGCUCCCGGACGUGGGAGCAGCUGGGUACGCUGCAGCUGCUGGCGCAGAGGGGCUACCGGGCCGUGGCCCUUGACCUUCCAGGUUUUGGGAACUCAGCACCUUCAAAGGAGGCAAGCACAGAGGUAGGGCGGGCAGAGCUGUUGGAGCGAGUGCUGCAGGACCUAAAUGUGCAGAACGCCGUGUUGGUGAGCCCUUCACUGAGUGGCCGCUAUGCCCUGCCCUUCCUGAUGCGAGGCCACCACCAGCUGCGUGGAUUCGUGCCCAUUGCACCUGCCUCCACCCAGAACUACACCCAGGAACAAUUCCAGGCUGUGAAGACCCCGACUCUCAUCCUGUAUGGGGAGCUGGACCGCACCCUGGCUCGGGAGUCACUGCGGCAGCUCCGCCAUCUGCCCAACCACUCCACGGUGAAGUUGCGCAAUGCAGGCCACGCCUGCUACCUCCACAAGCCACAAGACUUCCACCUCGAACUCCUUGCUUUCCUUGACCAUCUACUGUGA
This is a messenger RNA of Rangifer tarandus platyrhynchus (Svalbard reindeer), 843 nucleotides long. NCBI's taxonomy places the organism in Eukaryota, Metazoa, Chordata, Mammalia, Artiodactyla, Cervidae. The record is from the annotation of a GenBank genome assembly.